Molecule: messenger RNA, 2124 nt
Organism: Rotaria sp. Silwood2
Lineage: Eukaryota; Metazoa; Rotifera; Eurotatoria; Philodinida; Philodinidae
Source: the annotation of a GenBank genome assembly
AUGACUUCAUUACCAACCGAUCGAAUAUUUGGUUUACGAAAUGAAAUUCAUAAAAAUGUAUCACAAGUUCAUGCUAAUAAAAUGCAAUGUGAGCGUCUUUGUGAACGUAUUGAUCAAUUAAUUGAUCCUCUCGAACGUUUAGAACAUGCAACAUUAUCAACAUUACGAGAAGAAACCCGUCCAAUACUUGAUAAAUUACUUCGAUGUAUUGAUGAUUGUAAUAAUUAUAUCGAAAAAUUAAAAUCUUCUGAACAAUGGUAUGAAGAAAUUUAUGAAUAUAAACAAAGUGAUGAAAAAUUUAAAGAAUUAAAUAAUCGUUUAUCACAAAUAGGUCAAGAUUUAUGUCUUGGCUUAAAUAUUCAAGAAUUAUUCGAUCGAAAACAAGAUCAAGAAGAUCGACAAAAGGAUUUAAAAGAUUUACAUAAAAAAUUAGAUGAAAUUUCACAAAAGAUGUUAGAAAAACAAUGUGAACAACAUAAAUUAAUCGAUAAAAUGAUUGAUAAACGUUUUCAAUCAUUUCGUUUUUCUCUAGCACAAAAUUUAUUGAUACAACAAGAGUCUAAACAAUCACAAGAAAUUCUCGAAAAACGUCAACAAUUUUUACAUAUACCAUAUAAAGAUUUAUAUAUUGAAGAUAAACUUGUUGGUAGUGGUGGAUUUGCUGAUGUUUAUAAAGCUCAAUGGUUAACACAUCAUGAUCUAGUUGCUGUGAAAAUUAUACGUAUUAAUUAUUUAUCAAAUAUUGAAAAAGAUUUUUAUCGAGAAAUUUCAACAAUGUAUCGUAUACAUUAUGAGAAUGUUUUAAAUGUUUUUGGUGCAUGCAUUGAACCGAAUUUAUAUGCAAUUAUUGUCGAAUAUAUGCCAUUAGGUUCAUUAUAUGAUAUCUUACAUAAAAAAAGUGAACAAAUAUCAUUUGAUUGGUUCGAUCGAUAUUCUAUUGCAUGGCAAAUGACAAAAUCAAUUAAUUAUUUACAUAAUCUCGAUCCAUCAAUUCUUCAUCGAGAUAUAAAAUCAAUGAAUUUUUUAUUAAAAUAUAAUGGAUCUUCGAAUCAAAAAUAUAUUGUUAAAGUUUGUGAUUUUGGUUUAGCUGAAAUUCGACGUGAAACUUUAUUACAAUCUGCAUCAUUAACUUCUUUUCAAAUUAUUGGUUCAUUUUGUUGGAAAGCACCAGAAUUAUUUAAACCACCUGGUACACAUACAAAAAAAACUGAUAUUUAUAGUCUUGGAAUUGUUUUUUGGGAAUUAGCUACCGCAAGAAAACCAUGGGAUGAAUAUGAAGAUGAAGCAGUUAUAUUAGUUCAAGUUAAAACAGGUGAACGACCAACUAUUCCAUCAGAUAUACCUGAACCAUAUAAACAAGGUAUACAAGAUGCAUGGAAUCAUGAUUCUCAAAAGCGUCCAACAUGUUUUCAAUUAAUGCAACGAUUUUAUAAAGAAAUAAAUCAAUUAAUUAUUGUGAAUAAUGAAAAAGAUAUUAUUGAUUUACAACGUCAACAAACUACAACUGAACAAAUUAAUGAUUCAGUUAACUCAACAACAAAUACUGAUUCGACUGUCACAGCAAUACAAGUAGCUGAAGAAGAGAAUGAAGAAAAAAAAUCAAAGAAUAGUCAACAAACUAUUAUUGUUUCAGAAUCCUUACACGAUGAGACAAAAAUAGAAGAAAAAACUAAUGUCGAAGAAAAAGAAACAGUUCACAACGAACCUCAAUCAAUGCUACAACACAGUACAUCUUCAAAUAUAACUGAAGAACAACACCAAGCAAGUUCUUCUCUGAUACAUCAAACCGAAUCUGAAACAAUAUUAGAACAAAGUUCAUCUUCGAAUAUAACUGGAGAAUUGAAUCAAACAACUUCUUUUUCUAUUUCUCAAAUCGAAUCUGAAUCAAUGUUACAACAUAAUUCAUCUUCGAAUAUAAAUGAAGAACAAAAUCAAACAACUUCUUCUCCUAUUUCUCAAAUCGAGGAAAAAUUGUUAAAAUCAACAGAAAAUUUGACGCCAAAUAUUCCAGCAGACAAUCAUACAGAAUAUCCAUCUUAUCAAACGUUGUUUCCAAUCGACAAAAUAAAACCACGACGUCCACUACAUGGUUUACUCUCUAGGUGGCCUCAAAAGAAAAAUUAA